GAGAAAAUAACGGAUUCCGCUCUGCUCUCCGGCGACACAACUUAUCCGCAGUCCAGACCCCGACAGCCGGGACUGGAGGGGGAAAACCUGGGAACACAACGAUCGACCUUUCCGCAACGUUAAAUCGUGUUCACCUGUUAGCUAAACUGCGGAGUAAUGAUCAUCGGGGGGCGGGUAGGCAGCUGACUGGAUAAACAGACUAACGUUACACCGCCCGCCCUGUCGAUACAGAAAAUAAAACAAACGCAGCAUAUCAUCUGCUAGAAGAGGGCCAGCCGCUUCAUUUUUCUCUCCGCGACAAACGAUAACAUCAGCGGGAAGUGGUGGAAACUUGUCGUUGGCUCUCUGUUCUCGAACAAGCAGCCAUCGAUAUGUCAAAAUACACAAGCUUCCCAGAGCCGAUGGACGACCAAAAUCCUUUCCAGGACCCUGCAGUGACUCAACACAGCAGCAACACAGGAUAUGCCACACUGGACCUGUACAACCCAUUUGAUAAUACGACUGGGCCUCCACCACCGUAUGAAGCCACCUCUCCCUCUGCUCCAUCUGUGCCUGCACAGACUCCACCCAGCAGGACAACGCCCACUGAGCCUCGCAACUAUGGCUCCUAUAACUCCCAGACUGCAGUGAAUGCUACCACAGCAGAACUCCUGAGGAAGCAGGAGGAGCUGGAGAAGAAAGCCCGGGAGCUGGAGAGGAGAGAGAGGGAGCUGGAGUCACACAGCCUGGGACCUGGAGCCUCCCGUCAGAAUAACUGGCCCCCGCUGCCUUCAUUCUGCCCUGUUGGCCCCUGCUUCUACCAGGACAUCAGUGUGGAGAUCACUCAGCGCUUCCAGCGCACCGUCACCAUCAUGUACUACUUCUGGAUGUUCUGCACUUGCACGCUGCUCUUCAACCUGAUCUCCUCCCUGGCCAUGUUCUGUGUGGACCCCUCCGGUGGUGUCGGCCUGGGCCUCGCCAUCCUCUGGGCUCUGCUCUUCACCCCCUGCUCCUUCGUCUGUUGGUACCGACCUGUGUACAAAGCCUUCAGGAGUGACAGCUCCUUCAAUUUCUUUGUCUUCUUCUUCGUUUUCUUUGCCCAAGUGGUCGUCUACGUCAUCAUGACUAUCGGUAUCCCUGGAUGGGGUUUCAGCGGGUGGAUCGUGAGCCUGGCUGCUCUGAAGACCAGCGUCCCCGUCGGUGCGAUCAUGAUGAUGAAUGCCAUCCUCUUUACUGCUCAAACCGCCAUGGGGGUUGUCAUACUGAAGAAGGUCCACAGUCUGUACAGGCAGACCGAUGCCAGCUUUCAGAAGGCCCAGGCCGAGUUCGCCACCGGAGUCAUGUCCAAUCAGGCUGUACGCCAGGCGGCUACCACCGCCGCCCAGGGGGCCUUCACCGCACCUCGAUAGAGGGCGACGAGAGGGGUUGGGAGGCUGAGAAGCUGAGGAGGAGGAGGGCCCUUUCAGAUUGAUAGAGGAUCACUUUGGUAUUUAUUUCCCCACAGGUGAUUAGAGUUUUUUAUUUUUUUUUUUGGGGGGGGGGGACUGGGUCCAUGUAAUUACCCCCGAGCGACUGAAAGCAUGACACAGAAGUGGGGGUUGUCUAAUUUCUAAAGGUGUACAGGACAAGUUAGCUACAUUGCCAAACUGGGAGUCAACAACUCGUGUUGAAUCAAAAUUUAAAGAGUUGUGAAAACAGUAAGAUGUGAUAAUGUGGAGCUGUAUGCACUUCAGCUCAGUUGUGCGAGGUGUCAGGUAAAAUAGAAACACGCCAAUACAACGUGCAUCAGUGAAUGCAGGGAAAAUGCUUCUUUUCUUCUUUUUUUUUUCUCUUCAAGCUGUGUGCCAAGUGUGGCGGCUCUCUGGAUUCUCCCUGUUUUUGAAUGACGUGGAUGUACAUUAUGUUUAUGAGGAGCCAUGUUUGAGACAGAGAGUUGGAGCUGAACACUGAAAAGUUGCCAUUCUAACAUUUGAUCCACAGCUGAGUGGCUCGACUUUGGCCAACGCUAUUUUGUCGUUGUUGUUGUUGUCGUCGUUGUUGUUGCUUAAGUGUAAACUAACAAGUUGUUUUGUUAUUAUUUCAAAUGAGAAUGCCUAUUUACUUUAUUGCCAAAACCUCUCAUACUGUAAAGAUUAUGAACAUGUGUUGUUUCGGUUAUAAAUAUAUCUGUCACUGUUCUGUUGGUGUUGCUCGUGGUUCUUCUUAUUACAAGUCACUAUCUUGGUUUUAAUAAAAUAUAUUGCCAUGCUUA
Molecule: messenger RNA, 2230 nt
Organism: Chelmon rostratus (copperband butterflyfish)
Lineage: Eukaryota; Metazoa; Chordata; Actinopteri; Chaetodontiformes; Chaetodontidae
Gene: scamp3
Product: secretory carrier membrane protein 3
Exons: 9
Coding region: 372-1388 (338 amino acids)
Biological process (GO): protein transport
Cellular component (GO): recycling endosome membrane; trans-Golgi network membrane
Source: RefSeq, a predicted model, not a curated record